AUGCCGGUUCGCCGUUACGGUGGCCGUUACAACAACAGCUCGUCCGGUGUAUCGAAUGCGCUGAGCUCGUCCAGCACCGCUGGGUUGCGGCCAUCGCCGUCGUCCAGAGAGAACUCGACGCCCCUCUCUACACACCACGAUCCCGCCUUCCUGAGUACCAACCAUGCGAAGAAUGAAGGGGGCCUUUGCCAGAAACACCAUGUCAGGUUCCGGGAGCCAAGCGUCGAGGUCGAAGUGGAGAUUAUGGACGACGAGCCGUCACGAGGCCUGCAGAAGCCGCCGAGCAGGGCGCGGCACGCCGCAGACGCGAACAACAACAGCGCCAGCGCGCAGUGCAACACCACAAGGACGUCCGACUACACCUUUUACACAAAUGAGGACCAGAAAAAGGUGUACGAGGCGCUGCGCUCGCUGCGGCCUUUGCCGGAGCUGCAGGAGCCGCGUCGCGUGAAGGAGUACUCAGAGGUGUCGAUCAAGGAGUCGCUCUACCGCAUCGUCGAGGCACACGACGUCAUCAUGGUUGCCGGGGCCUUUUUUGGAGACGAGGGCAAAGGCAAGACAGUGGAUGCGGUCGCCCAUCACCCACUCUGCACGUGCAUCGCGCGGGUGAACAGCGGGGAGAACGCCGGCCACACUGUCUAUGACAAGGCCGGUCGCAAGUUUGUCUUCAACCUCGCACCGUCCGGCCUACUGCUGCCUGGCAAGAGGAACUACAUUGGCCCUGAGUGUGUCAUGGACCCUGUCAGCUUCAUGGAGAAGGAGAUUAUUCAGCUGAUCAGCGCCGGUAUCGACUACCAUGACCGUCUCUUCAUUGGCAACGUAUGCAUUGUGACGCCGUACCACAAGCUUUUGGACCUGCUUGGCUCAGCGGCAAACUCGUCGACGCUGAAGGGCAUGGCGCCAGUGCACGGCAGCAAGGUGAUGAAGCGUGGCAUCCGGCUGGACCACAUCUUCAACGACGACGAGACGCUGCGCAAGCGGCUGGAGAAGGACAUGGAGACCUACCUUGGUCUGCUCAAAGUGAAGAACCUCUCGGACGCCGACGUGGUGCGGCUCUGUCGCGAGGAGAACAGCGACGGCGUUCUGCGGGUACCGGACUACGUCAUAGCGUUUGCGCAGGCAAAAGAAAAAGUGAAGUUCCUCAUGAACCUCUAUCACGACCGUGUGCGGAACAACCCCGACUUCCCCGCUCGCUGCGACGUCAUUUACGAGCUGCGGGCGGCGGUGCUGCGCGGCGAGAAAGUAUUGCUCGAGGGCCCCCAAUCUUACUGGCUUAGCAACGCCCGCACAAAGUUCUGGGAGAGCACCACGUCAGCGGACACCACCGCGGCCGGCUUGCUGGCAGCCUCGCAGCUUAACUUCCAGCAGUUCAAGUCCGUCGUUCUCAAUGUCCACAAGGCCCCAGGGUCCAGUCGCGUCGGCAUUGGUGCCUGCCCCAGCAGCUUCGUCCCGCAGGACUUCUUCAGUGCCCAGAACAUCAAGACGCUACACGACUUGCCACCGGCGACGUGUGCCAACUUCGAGGCUAUUCAGCGCACUCUCUUCCGCGACGGCUUUCCCUACAGCAACGACAAGGCAAAGCACAAUGGUAUCAUGGCGCCGGUAGAGUACUCGGACGAGACCGGUGACUACAACAUCGGCGUCGCCAUGGCCAUCGCCUCAGCGCAGCACCACGGCGAAUGUGGAGCCGUCACGAAGAAGCCGCGCGUGUGCGGCUUCUUCGACUGCGUCCUGCAGCACGAAGUGAACAGCAUUCAAGGCCCAUACCUCACUAUCUCCGCUCUUGACCGCGGAGACGAGUACGACAAGGUCGGCGUCACCAUCGCCUACGUCUAUUACAACCCGGAAGGGAAGCAGGUAAACGUAAAUGGGCACGUGUACAAGAAUGGCGACAUCAUCCGCGCCGGUGAUCCGGUACCGAGCGAGUCGGCCCUCUACCACUGCCAUCCGAUCGUAAAGCUGAUUGACGGCUGGCGCGACAACCCGAUCGCCGCGGCGAAGCGCCGCCGCAACACACCGCUGCCGCGCGGUUUGUGUGAGCUCCUUUCCACCAUUGAGUACUUCACCAACUGUAAGGUUCUAUCGAUCGGCAACGGACCGAAUGGAGACGACAUUAUCUACCUGCGCCAGUAG
Leishmania braziliensis MHOM/BR/75/M2904 is the source of this 2133-nucleotide messenger RNA. Its product is annotated as putative adenylosuccinate synthetase. Gene Ontology annotation, biological process: 'de novo' AMP biosynthetic process; IMP metabolic process. Gene Ontology annotation, molecular function: GTP binding; adenylosuccinate synthase activity. Lineage: Eukaryota; Euglenozoa; Kinetoplastea; Trypanosomatida; Trypanosomatidae. The transcript has a single exon. Bases 1 to 2133 code for a protein of 710 amino acids. The record is from RefSeq and is a predicted model, not a curated record. Gene Ontology annotation, cellular component: cytoplasm.